Messenger RNA from Pezoporus occidentalis (night parrot), 1393 nucleotides. Its product is annotated as olfactory receptor 52B2-like. Gene Ontology annotation, molecular function: olfactory receptor activity; G protein-coupled receptor activity. Gene Ontology annotation, cellular component: plasma membrane. The record is from RefSeq and is a predicted model, not a curated record. The transcript has 2 exons. Gene Ontology annotation, biological process: G protein-coupled receptor signaling pathway. NCBI's taxonomy places the organism in Eukaryota, Metazoa, Chordata, Aves, Psittaciformes, Psittacidae. The coding region runs from base 102 to 1076 and encodes 324 amino acids.
GGGAUUCGGGAGCAGGAGAGUUGUGACCCCAGCAGCUGGGGCUGAGGUUCCUCUUUCCUCCUUGGGCUGCUCCUUGAGCUGGCCCUGAGCCCGGCAGCACCAUGUACGAGCUCAACGAGAGCAGCUUUGACCCAAUCACCUUCGUGCUGACGGGCAUCCCGGGCAUGGAGGAGUCCCACGUCUGGAUCUCCGUCCCCUUCUGCCUCAUGUACAUCACCGCUGUGUUCAGCAACGCGGUCCUGCUCUUCGUCAUCGCCACGGACAGGAGCCUGCAUGAGCCCAUGUACCUGUUCCUGGCCAUGCUGGCUGUCGCCGACCUCAUGCUCUCCACCACCACCGUGCCCAAAAUGCUGGCAAUCUUCUGGUUCAGCGCGCGGGAGAUCUCCUUCGACGCCUGCGUCACGCAGAUGUUCUUCACCCACUUCAGCUUCAUCGUGGAGUCCUCGGUGCUGCUGGCCAUGGCCUUCGACCGCUACGUGGCCGUCUGCCACCCGCUGCGCUACGCGGCCACCCUCACGCCCUCGGUCAUCGGGAAGAUGGCCGCGACCGCCGUGAUCCGCGCCUUCUGCAUCAUGUUCCCCCCCAUCUUCCUCCUCAAGCGCCUGCCCUACUGUGGGCACAACGUCAUGCCCCACACGUACUGCGAGCACAUGGGCAUCGCGCGCCUCGCCUGUGCCGACAUCAGGGCCAACGUGUGGUACGGGCUGACCACGGCCCUGCUCUCCUCGGGGCUGGACGUGGUGCUCAUUGCCGUGUCCUACGUGCUCAUCCUCCGGGCCGUGUUCCGCCUCCCGUCCCCCGAGGCGCGGGUCAAGACCCUGAGCACCUGCGGCUCCCACCUCUGCGUCAUCCUCAUGUUCUAUGUGCCCGCCUUCUUCUCCUUCCUCACGCACCGCUUCGGCCACCACAUCCCCAGCCACGUCCACAUCCUCCUGGCCAACCUCUACGUCGUGGUCCCGCCGAUGCUCAACCCCAUCGUGUACGGGGUGAGGACGCGGCAGAUCCGGGAGCGCGUCGCCCGCCUCUUCUGCCCCACGGGGAGGUGCCCCUGUCCUGGCUGGGGGAGAAGGUGCUGAGCGCUGCUGGAGGAACAGAAGAUGUUCAAGAGAAGCCGAGGGUGGUGGGGUCUUGGAAAUGUGGGCUUGGGUCGCCAGCCCCUUCACUGCUCCUGGUUUCCCCUGGAGAUGCUUCUGCUGAAUGGUCCCUCCAGCAGAGACCGGGCAGAGUUCAGCCGAGGAGCACCAAGGCUCUUAGAUCUGCUGAGCUGCCACCACUGCUGCUGUGGGGUGUGCUGUCCUGCAGCUUCGUGCCUGCUCCUUCGCCUGUUACCUCAUUGCCUGGAUGGUGAACACCUCAUCGGAGCCUGGCACAUGAACCAGAGCUGGAGGUGCCG